Drosophila gunungcola (fruit fly) is the source of this 1177-nucleotide messenger RNA. It is a transcript of the gene Ublcp1, whose product is annotated as ubiquitin-like domain-containing CTD phosphatase 1. The transcript is spliced from 3 exons. Bases 141 to 1103 code for a protein of 320 amino acids. Gene Ontology annotation, biological process: protein dephosphorylation. Lineage: Eukaryota; Metazoa; Arthropoda; Insecta; Diptera; Drosophilidae. The record is from RefSeq and is a predicted model, not a curated record. Gene Ontology annotation, cellular component: nucleus. Gene Ontology annotation, molecular function: protein serine/threonine phosphatase activity; protein binding.
CCCAACUAUCGAUAGCGGCACCGAUGACUUGUCAUCCCCACUGCAUCGACGCUCCAAGCUGUUUAUUUGGGCUCCAAAGCGAAGGAAAUUCUUAGAAUUCAAGAAAAAUUAAACCUUGUAGCAAACAAUUCGACUCAAAAAUGGAGGUCAAAGAAGUGGUGGUGAUUGUAAAGUGGAGCGGCAAGGAGUACCCGGUGGACCUCACCGACCAGGACACUGUGGAGGUGCUGCGGCACGAGAUCUACCACAAGACACAGGUGCGCCCCGAGCGCCAAAAGUUGCUCAACUUGAAGCACAAAGGAAAAACGGCGGCCGACAAUGUGAAGAUCAGCGCCCUGGAACUGAAGCCCAAUUUCAAGCUGAUGAUGGUGGGCUCCACGGAGGCGGACAUUGAGGAUGCCUGCAGCCUGCCGGAAGACAUUGGCGAGGUGGUCGAUGACUUUGACGACGCUGAGGAGCGCGAGGAGUCCGUGGAGCACUCCGCCGUAUACUUGGCCAAAGUGCAGCGCCGCGUGCGUGACUACAAGAUCAAGGAGCUGUCGCCGCCACGCGAGGGCAAGAAACUCCUUGUCCUGGACAUCGACUACACCCUUUUUGAUCAUCGCUCGCCGGCUGAGACGGGCACGGAGCUUAUGCGUCCGUAUUUGCACGAGUUUCUGGCCUCCGCCUACGAACACUACGACAUAGUGAUUUGGUCCGCCACCAGCAUGCGCUGGAUCGAAGAGAAAAUGCGGCUGCUGGGCGUGGCCAGCAACGAGAACUACAAGGUCAUGUUCUACCUCGACUCCACGGCCAUGAUUUCGGUGCAUGUACCGGAACGCGGGGUGGUGGACGUGAAGCCGCUGGGCGUAAUCUGGGCCCUGUACAAGCAGUACAGCUCGAGCAACACCAUCAUGUUCGACGACAUCCGCCGCAAUUUCCUGAUGAACCCCAAGUCCGGUCUGAAGAUCCGUCCCUUCCGUCAGGCCCAUUUGAAUCGCGCCACGGACACGGAGCUGCUCAAGCUGUCCGACUAUUUGCGCAAGAUCGCCCACCACUGCCCGGACUUUAACUCCCUGAACCACCGCAAGUGGGAGCACUACCAUCCCAAGAAGAACUCCUGAACUCCUCAUACGCGAUUGUAAGAUUUGUAAGAUUCGCAUAGGUUUAGGUUUAUUAAAUUAAGAUGCUUUUUGUA